AUGCCGAUGUUUCAGAAAACCAAAUCAUCAGUACGUAGACGAUUUACCGACUUUAUUUUCCUUUACGAAACACUUUCUGCUGAAUUUCCAAUGUGUUGUAUACCUCCAUUGCCUGAUAAGCACAAACUAAAAUAUAUCAAAGGAGACCGAUUUAACAGUGAAUUUAUUAUGAAAAGAACAAAGUCUUUGGAAAUAUUCUUACAAAGAGUGGCCAUGCAUCCUCAGUUACGUCGGUCUCCACAUUUAUGUCAAUUUCUUGAAUCUCAAGACUGGCAUGCGUAUGUUCGUAGCGUUGUAUUGCAUCAUAAAACAAAUCAUAUUUAUGUGAGAGGAGUUUUUGAAGGAUUGAGUGAUGCAUUUCUCAAUGCUUUUACAAAACUUGACAAACCAAACCAGAUAUUUAUUGAUAUGAAGGAAAAAAUAGACAAAUUAGAGAAUAGUUUGGUACAUGUAGAAAAAAUGGUAUCAAAAAUGGUACGGAACGAAGUAGAAUUAGAGUCAGACUAUAAAGAAAUGGGGUUUUUAUUCAAACAGCUUGCUAUAUUGGAGCCAUCCCUCAGUUGGGAAUUAACAUUGUUCAGCGAAGCUAUUGAAAAUACAGAAGCCAGCAUCAAAAAUUUGAGAGAAUAUACUGAUUAUACUUAUUUGACCUUUUUACAUGAUCUAAUCUGUUAUGCUAAUAUGCAAAAACAGCUUUUGAAACAGCGUGAUCAAAAACAAAUGGAUAUCGAAGGCCUUUCAGGGUAUCUUUUGAAAAUCAACGCAGAGAAAGAGCAUGUUAUUCAAGGCUCGGGGCUUUUGUAUUUCCGGGAAAAAGUUGAAAGCUUAACAGGCAUUGAUCAUGAACAUGCAAAACAGGAGCGACUUAAAAAACUAGAAGCCAAAAACGAAGAAAUUAAGAAGGAAAUAGAAAUAUCCAAGCAAGCUAGUCAAGCUUUUGAUGAAGAAACAAUACGUGAAAGCGAAAUUUUUGACAAAAUUAAGGCAAAAGAAAUAGAAGAAAAUUUUGGCACUUUUUCAAAUGAAAAUCUUAACUUUUACAAACAGAUUCUCGAGAGUUGGGAAAAAAUCAUUCCAGAGUUGGAACUUGCUAAACAAAAAGGAUAA
Pneumocystis jirovecii RU7 is the source of this 1107-nucleotide messenger RNA. RefSeq lists its product as uncharacterized. The record is from RefSeq and is a predicted model, not a curated record. Gene Ontology annotation, cellular component: phagophore assembly site. NCBI's taxonomy places the organism in Eukaryota, Fungi, Ascomycota, Pneumocystomycetes, Pneumocystales, Pneumocystaceae. Gene Ontology annotation, biological process: autophagy; cytoplasm to vacuole targeting by the Cvt pathway. The transcript has 4 exons. Bases 1 to 1107 code for a protein of 368 amino acids. Gene Ontology annotation, molecular function: phosphatidylinositol binding.